AUGGAGCGGAUGGUAUCCCGUGUUCGUCGAUUAUCUCCAUUACACACAUUCUCAGAUGCCUUACUGAUUUCAUUAUUUUCGGAAUCAGAUUUCCAGCCAGAUAAUAUACAGCAAGGUGUAGUAUUAUUCGAAAAAGACGAGCCAACGGAAUAUUGGUAUCUAUUGUUGAGUGGAGAAGUGCAAUUGUACAGCAAAACAUAUGUAAGUCCUUCAAACUUUUAUUUAGAAUCUUCCAUUUUCGUUCAGGUUGGAGACUUCAAACACUUGAAGACGUUACGAUGUGGAUCCCUUUUUGGAGAUCUCUCCACAUUGACACAUUCUUGUUCUUGUUUAGUUUCAAGGCCCGCACAAUUAAUAAAGAUAGCUCAGAACCAUUUUUUAUCAGUUUACAAUAAACAUGGUGAUCAUCUCCAGCCGUUUAUCAUAAUUAUGCACGAUAUUUUGACUGACGAAACCCCAAUGGAUCCACAACUUCCAAUGCACAGUUCUGGUCUUUUCAAUGGUCAAAGAAGCAAUGAUUUAAUGUCUUCUGAAAUCAAUCCGAAUGAAAUAGUGUCUGUUUCAACUGAAGGGAUUCCAACAAAAAUGAUACUUCCAUCACUUCCACAUCGAAGAGAAAACAGAAGUCAUAGACCGAAUCAAUUGAACCAUAAUCAGAAUCAUAGAACCGAAGAUAGGAAUUUCAUUGAAUUCCACAAUCCAACAGGAAUCGAAAAACAAGUAUUGGAAUCGGGCGAAGUUUUACACAGGAAAAUGCUUACGGAUAAUCACCAAGUGAUUAGGGAUAUCACUACUCAGCAUACGGUAAUUUUCUUUCGCUCUUCUCAAAGCGAAUAUUUAAAUUUUCAGAGAGUACAAAACUGUAUGAUUGGCGCUGAAAUGAUCGAUUGGCUUCUCACACUUUUUGUAUCCACCUCGACCACAUCAUCAAGUCUUUCGAGAAUUCAAAUGAGCGCCAUUUGGCAAGUUCUUCUGAAUAAUGGAAUGAUCGCACAUAUUGAUGGAGAACAUGAGUUUAUGGACAAAACAAAUUCAUAUUAUCGAUGGGUUCAACCGUACAGAAAUAGGAAUAAAGUUGCUCCAACAAUAGAAGAAGUUUCCAAAAGUACUGCUUUACUUUCCUCCAUUGCUCCUGAGACUCUUUUUCUCAUGAUUGUUUCUAAACCUGGUUUCGAACGAAGCCCCGAAGAGUUAGAAGUCGUUUAUGAAGAGCUUACAUUCAUCAAAGCGCUUUCCCAUCUGAGCACAAUGGUCAAACGACAAUUGGCUAAUUUUGUGAAGGUGGAACAGUAUAUUCAUGCAGGAAGUGUUGUAUUUCGACAGAGAGAAAUUGGAGUUUACUGGUAUAUCGUUUUGAAAGGAGCAGUCGAAGUGAAUGUGAAUGGAAAGGUUGUUUGUAUAUUACGAGAAGGAGACGAUUUUGGAAAAUUGGCAUUGGUGAAUGAUCUUCCAAGAGCUGCAACUAUUGUGACCUAUGAGGAUGACUCUAUAUUUUUGGUUGUGGACAAACAUCAUUUCAAUCAAAUCCUCCACCAAGUGGAAGCCAAUACAGUCCGUCUGAAAGACUAUGGAGAAGACGUACUGGUUCUUGAGAAGGUAGACAUUCCUCGAGGAGCAGCUCUGGAAAACUCAAACUCUUGCAACUUCAACUGUGGAUAUUCGGUGAUGGCUGGAAAAGCUGAAAAGAUUUUAGAAUAUGUUUUGGAGACGAGGAUCGAUGCGCUCAGUGAUGACAUAUCUGAAAUUGAUCUAUUCGUUGAAGACUUCAUUCUAACUCAUGAUGCGUUUAUGCCAGCAAACACUGUCUGCAAUUUUUUGAAGUCUUAUUAUUUCAGAACUCCAUAUAGAGCUACAAGAGAUUCUAUCACUGAUUCCUGUACAGAAGAAGUUCGUUGCAAAAAAAGAGUUGUUCAAUUUGUCUAUAUCUGGUGUAGUAUGCUGAAAAUCAACUUUUUCCUAAAUCCAGUAACCAAUUCGUUUGUGGAAGAACUAUUUUGUCAUGUUAUUGAUGAUAGGAAACGAUUAGGAGGAAUGGAGGAGAUAAUGACACGAAUCGGAGCAAUUAGAACUUCGAGAGAGAAUAUGCAGUUGGUUUUGGCACGUCAUCCGGCAAUUGUAUUAGAUUGUGGAGUCCUUUCUGCCCGUACUCCAUGUCCCAUUCUACCUUCGGAUGUAUGUAAUCAGAUAAUUUAUUUGGCGGAUACAACGUGCUUUGUGCUCCCAAUAAGAGUUGAUAAGACUGCGGAGGAGAUUUGUGAACUUUCGAGAAGGAGAAUGAGUUUUUCGGCUGAACCUUUAAAAUUGGUUGAAGUGAAAUCAAAUGGAGAAAAACUGAUAUUCUCACCAACAGACAGAGCAAUUCCAACGGUGCUUAGUCUCAACUCUAAACUGUAUGUUGUGAAUCGAGAAGAGAUUCCUAUGUUGGUUCCGAUGGAAGAUCAAAAUGGACCGACUCCAACAACUCAUUCGUCAAUUCUUCAUUUGAUUGACUCGCAAGAACUUGCUCAUCAGCUAUUUUUAUUUCAUCUCCAACUUCUAAGAGCUACUGAUUCCAACGAAUUGCUCUAUCAAGUGAUUGGUCGAGAAUCAUUUCCGCAAAGUAUGCCAUUCAAUUUGGAUUUGCUUGUCAGAAGAUUCAAUGAAGUUCAACAUUGGUCUACUACAGAAAUUCUCUUAGCUACUGAAGAUAAUCGAGUGGAAAUUUUAAAGAAGUUCAUCCAUAUUGCAACUAUGUUGGUUAAAAAUGAAACAGAAUGGUUUGAAAAUAUUUUUUACAGAGCCAGAGAAUAUCGGGAUCUUCUGACUGUUUUUGCAAUUACACUUGGUCUCAGUCACACUUCCGUUAGUCGGCUUACUUUGACAUGGAAUAAACUUCCUCCAGCCACAUUCAAAACGUUUUCCGAGCUAGAGAACCUACUGGAUCCCACAAGAAACCAUCGAAUGUAUCGUCUCCUUGUUUCAAAAAUUGCUACUCCAUACAUCCCAUUUGUCCCUCUAAUAUUGAAAGAUUUGAUGUUUAUCCACCAAGGGAACAAAUCAUUUUACAAUGGACUUGUGAAUUUUGAAAAGAUGCACAUGUUUGCAAAAAUAUUUCGAAACUUCCGCCAAUGCAAAUCUCAUAUGAACGACACUACUGAUCAUCAAUAUGUGGAACCGCAAAGUUUGAUUCGAAAUUUAAGAGUGAUCGACAAUCAGAAAAUAUUAAUACAACUCUCCUACGGAAUCGAACCAAAAACUGCAAAACGAACAGUGACAAAGGAAAUUGAGAACAAUGGAAAAAGGGCAAUUGAUUCGAUCUGCUGCUAA
Molecule: messenger RNA, 3306 nt
Organism: Caenorhabditis briggsae
Lineage: Eukaryota; Metazoa; Nematoda; Chromadorea; Rhabditida; Rhabditidae
Gene: Cbr-epac-1
Product: Protein CBR-EPAC-1
Exons: 11
Coding region: 1-3306 (1101 amino acids)
Biological process (GO): Ras protein signal transduction; positive regulation of GTPase activity
Cellular component (GO): plasma membrane
Molecular function (GO): guanyl-nucleotide exchange factor activity
Source: RefSeq, a predicted model, not a curated record